GCAGGAAUAUUGCUGAAUGAUGCGUAAACAACCAACCAACCAACCAACUUGAUAUAGGCACUAGUGAUACAUUGUCGUUAUGCCCUCACAGAAGACAGUUCACAUGUAUAUCCUGGCUUUGACCAUUAGGGUACAGGUGUACACUGAAGUCCUAUUUAUUGUCGUUUCCUUGAUAUGGCUUUAGACUCUGACCCAAAACAUUGCUAACACAACAUGCAGGAACUCGCAUACUGCUUUGAGUCCAUCACUGAUCUUGGCCUUUGGGAUUUUGUGUAGAUUGUUUAAAAGUUUGUUAGUUCUUGAUUACAAACCAGAGCAGAGGUCAGAGUGCUCGGUGUGAGACGAGAGAUGUCAGAGAAUCCUUAUUCUAUCCAAAAUGUUGGCCCAAGAAGACAACGAUCAUUUCAUAUUUGCUAAUGAAAUCCAGUCUAUUCCACCAAGAUACUGAAAACACAAUUGGGACCAGGUGUCCAGAGUCGGACGAUGAAGAGGAUGAUGGCAUGUGGGAUGAUGAAGAGGAAGAGGGAAUGGAGAUGCUGAAUGGGCCAGUCAGGUGCUUGUUCUGUGAUGGUAUCCUCCAGAGUGUAGACGAGGCAUUCCGUCACUGCCAGGACUCACACCAGUUGAAUAUCCUGCAGAUUGCUCGACGCUUCAGCCUUGACUGUAUUGGCUACAUCAAGAUGAUCAACUAUAUCAGAAAACAGAAGCCAAGUCCGUCGUCUCUAAGCAGUUUGACGUUACCAGUCCCCUGGGCCAGUGAUGACUUCAUGCAGCCAUCAGACCAUGACGAUCUACUGUUACAGUACGAUAUAGAGUCCGUGGAAACCAGUUCUAUACAGCGGGAUACAGAUCAAAGGGAGACAACUUCAGCCACAUGUGGCACCCCAGAGCUAGAACAGAGAGCUAUGACAGCCGAGGUUCGGGCCAAGCAGGCCGAAGAAGAACUGAGAAGAGCAGUCGCAGACUUGGAGAAAGUUAGGUCAUUUAUGAAGACCUUAAUGUCCACUGAACCAGAGGUGAAGGUCACACACUCGGCACCCUCUAUACAGAGUCUGCAGGCUGAUGAAGAUGAGGCCUACUUCUCGUCGUACUCUCACUUCGGGAUUCACCAGGAGAUGUUGAAGGACAAGGUACGUACUGAGAGCUACCGAGACCUGAUGCUGAAGAACAAAGACUUGUUUGCUGACAAAGUUGUCCUGGACGUGGGCUGUGGGACAGGCAUCUUGUCCAUGUUCGCAGCACGGGCUGGCGCCAGACUUGUCAUCGGGGUUGACCAGUCAGAAAUCAUUUAUCAAGCUAUGGACAUAGUUAGGGAGAAUGAUCUCAGUGACAAGGUGACAUUGUUGAAAGGCAGACUUGAAGAUGUGAAGCUGCCCGUCGACAAGGUGGAUAUCAUUGUGUCGGAGUGGAUGGGGUACUUCCUGCUGUUUGAGUCUAUGCUGGACACAGUGCUGUAUGCUAGAGACACCUAUCUGAAGGAGGAUGGAAUAGUGUUUCCUGACCGAUGCACGCUAUCCCUAGUAGGGUCAGGUGACCUUGACCUGCAUGGUAAGCACAUCAGUUUCUGGGAUGAUGUGUAUGGUUUCAAGAUGUCCUGUAUGAAGGCGGAGGUGAUACACGAGGCCAUUGUGGAGCUGGUAGAGGAUGGCGGAAGUAUCACCCAGCCAUGUGUUGUCAAGGAGUUGGAUGCCUGUAGAUGUCGCCUUGAUGACCUUCAGUUUGAGUCGCCCUUUUGUCUGACCUGCACACAUGAUGGCUGCCUGUCAGCUAUAGUGGGCUACUUCGACAUCUUCUUUGAGAAGGGUUGUAAUACAAAGGUGAGCUUUUCUACAUCGCCAGGGAGUCCGACCACACACUGGAAGCAGACCGUGUUUCUCCUGGACAAGCCCAGGACUGUCAGGAAAGGAGAGAAGCUAGAGGGCAAGGUCGUCUGUAAGAAGAACCGAAAGGAUCCCCGGAGUCUGGUCAUUACGAUCGAUGUGGCUGGUGUCACACACAGAUACAUUAUGGAAUAAAUCCUAAAUCUUACCUACA
This is a messenger RNA of Haliotis rufescens (red abalone), 2034 nucleotides long. Its product is annotated as protein arginine N-methyltransferase 3-like. Gene Ontology annotation, cellular component: nucleus. The record is from RefSeq and is a predicted model, not a curated record. The transcript is spliced from 12 exons. The coding region runs from base 417 to 2015 and encodes 532 amino acids. NCBI's taxonomy places the organism in Eukaryota, Metazoa, Mollusca, Gastropoda, Lepetellida, Haliotidae. Gene Ontology annotation, biological process: peptidyl-arginine methylation. Gene Ontology annotation, molecular function: protein-arginine N-methyltransferase activity.